Molecule: messenger RNA, 2167 nt
Organism: Mangifera indica (mango)
Lineage: Eukaryota; Viridiplantae; Streptophyta; Magnoliopsida; Sapindales; Anacardiaceae
Product: T-complex protein 1 subunit alpha
Exons: 17
Coding region: 194-1831 (545 amino acids)
Biological process (GO): protein folding
Cellular component (GO): chaperonin-containing T-complex
Molecular function (GO): ATP hydrolysis activity; ATP-dependent protein folding chaperone; ATP binding
Source: RefSeq, a predicted model, not a curated record
CUGUCGUAUUAAUGAAACCCUCAUGCUCGCAUUGAGCUCUCAAAGCCCAGUAGUAGCCGCUUAAGAAGGGCAAGCAUCUCUAUGAACGUUCCAGAUACGUUUCGUAAUUUCUAGUUCCACCGUACCCAAGCUACUCCAGUCUCCAGUUACAGAUCUGAUCUAGGGUUUGCUUUUGCUCUCUCUUAAACUAGAAAUGGCAAUUUCUUCACAGACGAUUGAUAUUUUAGGCGAACGCCAAACCGGCCAAGACGUUCGUACACAGAACGUGAUGGCGUGUCAAGCCGUUGCCAACAUUGUUAAAUCCUCGCUUGGUCCUGUUGGGCUUGACAAGAUGCUUGUUGAUGAUAUUGGUGAUGUAACCAUAACAAAUGAUGGUGCUACAAUUCUGAAGAUGUUAGAAGUUGAGCACCCGGCUGCCAAGGUACUUGUGGAGUUGGCUGAGCUUCAGGACCGAGAAGUGGGAGAUGGGACAACAUCAGUGGUUAUUGUGGCUGCAGAGUUAUUGAAGAGAGCAAAUGAUCUAGUGAGGAAUAAGAUUCACCCCACAUCUAUUAUCAGUGGAUACAGACUUGCAAUGAGAGAAGCCUGCAAAUAUGUUGAAGAAAAAUUAGCAGUGAAGGUGGAGAAGCUGGGAAAAGAUUCUUUAGUGAAUUGUGCUAAGACAAGUAUGUCCUCUAAAUUGAUUGGCAGUGAGAGUGACUUCUUUGCCAAUUUGGUUGUCGAUGCAGUACAAGCAGUGAAGAUGACUAAUGCACGAGGGGAAGUUAGAUACCCAAUCAAGGGAAUCAAUAUUUUGAAAGCUCAUGGCCAAAGUGCAAGAGAUAGCUACUUGUUAAAUGGGUAUGCAUUGAAUACUGGCCGUGCAGCCCAAGGAAUGCCACUCAGAGUUGCCCCUGCAAGGAUUGCUUGUCUUGACUUUAACCUUCAGAAGACAAAAAUGCAAUUGGGUGUGCAAGUCUUAGUCACUGAUCCCAGGGAGCUUGAGAAAAUCCGUCAAAGAGAAGCUGAUAUGACAAAGGAACGGAUCGAGAAACUUCUGAAAGCUGGUGCCAAUGUUGUUUUGACAACAAAAGGAAUUGAUGACAUGGCACUGAAGUACUUUGUGGAAGCUGGUGCUAUUGCUGUUAGACGUGUUCGAAAGGAGGAUAUGCGCCACGUUGCCAAGGCUACUGGUGCUACCAUGGUUUCAACAUUUGCUGAUAUGGAAGGUGAAGAAACAUUUGAUUCCGCACUUCUUGGAUCUGCUGAUGAAGUGGUAGAGGAGCGUGUUGCUGAUGAUGAUGUGAUUAUGAUUAAAGGGACUAAAACUACAAGUGCUGUCUCAUUGAUACUUAGAGGAGCAAAUGACUAUAUGCUUGAUGAGAUGGAUAGAGCUCUACAUGAUGCUUUAAGUAUAGUCAAGAGAACCCUUGAGUCAAAUACGGUGGUAGCAGGUGGAGGUGCAGUUGAAGCAGCCUUGUCUGUGUAUUUGGAGUAUCUUGCUACAACCCUUGGAUCCCGAGAGCAGUUGGCAAUUGCUGAGUUUGCUGAAUCUUUAUUAAUUAUACCAAAGGUGCUUGCUGUGAAUGCUGCCAAGGAUGCAACUGAAUUAGUUGCAAAACUGCGGGCAUACCACCACACUGCACAAACCAAGGCUGAUAAGAAACAUUUUUCAAGCAUGGGACUAGACCUUUCAAAGGGCACCAUCCGAAACAACUUGGAAGCAGGUGUUAUUGAACCUGCAAUGAGCAAAGUGAAGAUUAUUCAGUUUGCAACUGAAGCAGCCAUAACCAUUCUUCGAAUCGAUGAUAUGAUCAAGCUUGUCAAAGAUGAAAGUCAAAACGAGGAGUGAAUUGGUUUGCUUUAAUUUCGACAGCAGUCAUGCAUCAUAUUUAGUACAAGAAGGGGUGUUGGGAUGUCAUUGAUUAGAAUUGAAGAGGUCUCUCUGGUUUCAUGUUGGUGCCUCAAUUGAAUUAAAACUGGUGACAGGAUUUUGUUCUGUUUUGUAAUGUUUGUUUGUUUGUUCACUUGCCGAAAACUGGAGACAGGUUGGUACUUUGUGGUAGAUCUCACUGACUGGCAAAUUUUUAUUAAACUCGUAGAAGAUGGUUUUGAUAUUGACAGGAAACAGCUGGAGCUAGAAAUCUUUCAUUAAAAUCUAGAUUUUUAUAAAGAAUCUCCUUGCUUA